GACAAGGAAACAAAGUCAUCGACUCUUACUCCACUUCACUCCACCUUGCUUUCAUUCCACUUUCGCUUCUCUCAUUACUUCCUUCGCCGUUUUUUCAUCCUCUCUCUUUCUCGCUUUUUUCCUUCUACUGCCAUUCGUCACUCUCAUACCCAGUACUUCAGCACCUAUUCUUCUCGACACAUACUUCAAAAAUCAGCCAUGGACGUUGCUGGAGGCUCUGAACUGUUCGAAAGCUACGAGCAGGACUUUGAGGCUAUCAAGGUCUCCAUUAAUGAGCGCCUCACUGCCUCUGGGGGCCAAACUGGAGAGGUCAAGAAGCAGACCCUUCGCGCUGCAGACCGAGAGAUCGAUGAGGCGAACGGAAUUUUACAACAAAUGGAGAUGGAACUCCUGAACCUCCCACAAAGCUCUAAGACACGUUUGCAGGCCAGGCAUCGCGGAUACAGGGCAGAGCUCGAUCGUGUGAAGCAAACCCUUAAACGCGCACAAUCAACAUCGCGAUCGACUGCAGAUAGGGAUGAGCUGUUGGGAGGUUCGAGCGGAGGAUUUGACCUGGACGCAGCUUCGAUGGAUCAACGCACACGACUCUUGAAUGGCACGGAUCGACUGGCUGAAAGCAGCAGGCGCUUGCAAGACAGCCACAAGAUUGCGCUUGAAACAGAGUCUCUGGGAGCAGGAAUUUUGACCGACUUGAGAGGUCAGCGGGAGCAGAUCAUCAACACCAGAAACACUCUCCUGGAGGCUGAUUCGAACAUCGACAAGGCAUCACGCACCCUGAAGGGGAUGGCUCGUCGCAUGGCAACAAACAAGCUGAUCACGGCGUCGAUCAUUAUCGUCCUAGUGUUCUUGAUCCUGUUUGUUCUCUACCGCAAGAUCUUUUAGUGCCCCUCCCCCUAAUUGAUAGAUUCCCAUACCUUACCUAUUACCCAUCAGAUAGCCAUGGCAAUGCAUCGCUUUCUUCUUCAAGGCGCAGUAGAUGCUACUGCGAGAAAUUAAAUGAAACUGUACAUUCAGUGGCUAGUGAUCCGUGUCCACCACUGGCAUCGAUGACAUCCUAGAUUCUCAUUCGGAUAAACCCACAAAACUGUUCGAGAAAGUCUCCCCUAAUCCUUUGC
This is a messenger RNA of Gamsiella multidivaricata, 1115 nucleotides long. RefSeq names its product t-SNARE. The transcript is spliced from 7 exons. Lineage: Eukaryota; Fungi; Mortierellomycota; Mortierellomycetes; Mortierellales; Mortierellaceae. Gene Ontology annotation, biological process: Golgi to vacuole transport; intracellular protein transport; intra-Golgi vesicle-mediated transport. Bases 199 to 882 code for a protein of 227 amino acids. The record is from RefSeq and is a predicted model, not a curated record. Gene Ontology annotation, molecular function: SNAP receptor activity; SNARE binding. Gene Ontology annotation, cellular component: Golgi apparatus; SNARE complex; ER to Golgi transport vesicle membrane.